AUGUCCUCUCCCUCAUCAGCAGGUUCAAGCGUGGGGAAACGGAAGAGAACGGCCACGAUGCCAUCAGCGAACAAGUCAUCGACAAUGGAUUUAUUACAACCUUCGUCGCGCGAUGCCUCGGGUGAAGAUGGCGAAUCUACAGCUCCAGAAUCGACUGGCGUAGGCCAUAAGAAGGGAAACUCAAUCGACUCCAACCCUCCAGCGAAGAGAUUCCGAUCAAGUACACACGAGAAGAUCACAAAUGGAUCUGACAAUGUCCAGGAUCCGGGCGAGCCAUCAGAUACGACCGAAGGGAGUACAGAUAUAGCAAACCGCGUUGGACGGAAACCGCGAAAGAGCAUUUCGAAGGACGAGAGUGAUGAGAAGCAUGCAACCAUGGCACCUCCACCAAUUGGAAAGUUGACAGAUCCUGUCGGCUACAAAACAAAUCUACCUCCGGCUGGCAGAGCUGUUCGAGUCUAUGCAGACGGUGUCUUUGACUUAUUUCACCUUGGACACAUGCGCCAACUCGAACAGGCCAAGAAAGCAUUCCCUGACGUUUAUCUUAUUGUUGGUGUAACGGGCGACAAGGAAACACACAAACGCAAGGGACUUACAGUCCUCUCUGGACAAGAGAGAGCUGAGACGGUUAGGCAUUGCAAGUGGGUGGAUGAAGUUAUUGAGGAUUGCCCCUGGAUUGUGACGCCUCAAUUCUUGGAAGAACACAAGAUUGAUUAUGUUGCGCACGACGAUCUCCCAUACGGCGCAGAUGAGGGCGAUGAUAUCUAUAAGCCUAUCAAGGAAGCUGGCAAGUUCUUGGUCACGCAGAGGACAGAGGGCGUCAGUACCACAGGGAUCAUUACAAAGAUUGUGCGUGAUUACGAGAAGUACAUCGCACGUCAAUUCAAGCGUGGUACCUCACGUCAGGAACUCAAUGUAUCAUGGCUUAAGAAGAACGAACUUGAUCUCAAGCGACACGUUUCAGAGAUGAGAGAAGCCAUUCGAACGAAUUGGACAACUACUGGGCAAGAACUGGGCAAAGAAUUGAGACAAUUUUGGCAAGCUAGUCGACCAGGUUCUCCAGCUCGUAUGGCAAGCUACGAUGAUUCGAAAGGUACUCUUACGAGUCCCUCUGCUCUUUCACAUCUCAGCCGCCGUCUGGAGAUUCCAAGAGGUGAUAGUCCAGGCCCAGGUAGCGAUUUUGCUACUGGAUACAGUUUGGGCUUAAUCGGCGGUGUUCGGUCAUGGAUGACCAGGAGUCGCCAGACCAAUCGUGAUAGUCAGCAUGGCAGUGAUAGUAGCGAAGAGGACAGUGACGAGCGCUCACCACCUCGAGGCAGAACUGGCAAGGCUGACGAUGCUGCUGAGACCGAUGAAAUGCAGGUCGAUGCUCAGAUCGACGCUAUGAUGGGCGAGAACUCGAAAAGUUCUGGUGCUUGAGCCGGGGAUAGCAAUGCUUGCUUCUGUCACAAAAGCGGUUUUUCUGUAGACUUUCUUGCAGUAUAUAUCCUCUUCGUUCAACUUACGAUACUUGUAUUAAUUCUAGAGACGCUCAAAAUCACAGGGAAGUCAAAUAUGCAUGCAAAAUGUAGAGUAGCACUUUCUAAACUCUCAC
Molecule: messenger RNA, 1594 nt
Organism: Hyaloscypha bicolor E
Lineage: Eukaryota; Fungi; Ascomycota; Leotiomycetes; Helotiales; Hyaloscyphaceae
Product: cholinephosphate cytidylyltransferas-like protein
Exons: 4
Coding region: 1-1419 (472 amino acids)
Biological process (GO): CDP-choline pathway
Cellular component (GO): nuclear envelope
Molecular function (GO): phosphatidylcholine binding; choline-phosphate cytidylyltransferase activity
Source: RefSeq, a predicted model, not a curated record